AUGCACACACACAAGUCCGGCGAGCUUCUCUCUGAUAGUCCUACUCCUGCAACCCCAAGUCUCCGUCGCAGCAGCAUCCCCAUGGCCAGCCUCAACAACGCUUCCUGGUCCAGCGGCCUCUGCGGCUGCUUCGACGACGUCGGCGGCUGCUGCCUGACGUUCUUCUGCCCGUGCGUCGUCUUCGGGAGGAUCGCCGAGAUCGUCGACAUGGGCGCCACAUCUUGCUGUGCGAGCGGGACGGUGUACGCCGCGCUGGCGUCGAUGACGGGGAUGGGCUGCCUCUACUCCUGCGGCUACCGCUCCAGGCUGCGGGAGCAGUACCGGCUCAAGGAGACGCCCUGCGGCGACUGCUGCGUCCACUGGUUCUGCGAGGCCUGCGCGCUCUGCCAGGAGUACCGCGAGCUCAAGUCCCGCGGCUUCGACAUGGCCCUCGGAUGGCAGGCCAACAUGGAGAAGAUGGGGAAGACCACGGCGCCGCAGACGCACGCGGGGAUGACUCGCUAG
Molecule: messenger RNA, 504 nt
Organism: Triticum turgidum subsp. durum (durum wheat)
Lineage: Eukaryota; Viridiplantae; Streptophyta; Magnoliopsida; Poales; Poaceae
Source: the annotation of a GenBank genome assembly